This is a messenger RNA of Lycium ferocissimum, 1341 nucleotides long. RefSeq lists its product as uncharacterized. Lineage: Eukaryota; Viridiplantae; Streptophyta; Magnoliopsida; Solanales; Solanaceae. The coding region runs from base 1 to 1341 and encodes 446 amino acids. The record is from RefSeq and is a predicted model, not a curated record. The transcript is spliced from 4 exons.
AUGUCAUUCAGGCAGAAAGGUGGGGAAAAUUUGUAUCAAGCAUGGGAGAGGUUCAAAGGUCUUCUCAGAGAUUGCCCUCACCACCAUCAGAAAAAUGAAGUUCUGGCACACACAUUUAUUGAGAGUCUGGAUGCCCAACAUAAAUCGUCGCUAGACACUGCUGCAGGAGGGUUUACUCAGAGCACUCUAGAUUGGCAGGAUGAUGCAGCUAGCAGUUCAAUUAGAAAGGCACCGGGUGUUUUUGAAGUAGAUAAUUUUACAACACUAUCAGCACAGCUUGAUGCCAUGCGCACUGAAAUCAAGAAGUUAACACGUGCCAAGCAAGCUCCACCACGAUGCGUAGGUCAACAAGCCUUUAUUUUUUGUGAAGUACGCGGAGAAGGUCACAACAGUGAUGGAUGCCCUGCAAAUCCUGCAUCCAUAUACUUUGUGGGUAAUGCAAGCAAGGGGCAAGGAAACAACAAUCAACACGGGAAUUCCUACAACCCAAAUUGGAGAAAUCACUCGAAUUUCAGGUGGAGUGAUAACCCAGGUAAUCAGAAACAGAACUAUCAGCCAGCACCUGCUCCUCAAGCACCCACGAACAGUAUAGAAGAGAUGACGAAAAAGAUGAUAGGUGAUAUGCAGAAGAUGAUGAUAGACCAGCAGAAGUUGAUAGCAGAUAAUCAGAAUCACGAUCUGACUGUGGGAAAUUUAGAGAGAGAACUAGAGGAAGUGACUCCGAACAAAACCAGUCGAGUAGAAGCUGAAAAAGAGAAGAUUACCGAGGAGAUGAUUGAAGAAGAGAGGGUAAUCAAGACACCAGUGGCAAAGCAGCCACAGCCCGUGGUUGAAAAGCCACCACCUCCAUUCCCUCAAUGUUUGGGAAGACAGAAAGAAGAGGCCACUUACAAGAAGUUUCUUGAUUUGCUUAAGCAGAGCCGAUUUACAGAGUAUGCCACUGUUGCACUUACUGAGGAGUGCACUUCGCGGAUUCAAAAUAGGUUGCCUACUAAAUUGAAAGAUCCCGAAAGUUUCACGAUUGAGAUUUCUAUUGGGAAGCAGGUUGUUGCUCGAGCACUAUGUGAUCUUGGUGCAAGUAUAAAUUUGAUGCCUUCAUCUAUCUUCAGGAAGCUAGGUUUAGGAGUACCCAGACCAACCACUAUAGUUCUUCAGCUGGCGGACAGAUCGUUAGCAAAGCCCGAAGGCAUCAUUGAAGAUGUAUUGGUGCAAGUGGGGUCGUUGAUAAUUCCUGCAAGCUUCGUGAUUUUGGACUUCAAGCCAGACCCGGAAGUCUCAUUUAUUUUGGGGCGUCCAUUCUUGGCCACAAGGAGAGCACUUAUUGAUGUAGCUACUGGGUAG